Messenger RNA from Elgaria multicarinata webbii, 4456 nucleotides. It is a transcript of the gene JPH1, whose product is annotated as junctophilin 1. The transcript is spliced from 6 exons. Gene Ontology annotation, cellular component: plasma membrane; endoplasmic reticulum membrane; sarcoplasmic reticulum. NCBI's taxonomy places the organism in Eukaryota, Metazoa, Chordata, Lepidosauria, Squamata, Anguidae. The record is from RefSeq and is a predicted model, not a curated record. The coding region runs from base 204 to 2174 and encodes 656 amino acids.
GGAGGGGAGGAGCGGAGGGCGGGCGCCAGUGCCGAGCCGACGAGCGUUGCCUGGGACCGAGCCUUGGCAUUUGUCGCGGGAGCCUGAGCAGGGGAAGCAGCGCGGCGCCCCGAGGAGGAGUAGCGGCGGUAGAAGGAGGAGGCGGCGAAGUCAGAGGUGGCGGAGGAGCCGAGCUCGGCCCGGGCGUGCCCCGCUCCCCCUGAAUGACGGGCGGCAGGUUCGACUUCGACGAUGGCGGCACCUACUGCGGCGGCUGGGAGGAGGGCAAAGCCCACGGGCACGGCAUUUGCACCGGGCCCAAAGGGCAGGGCGAGUACGCGGGCUCGUGGGCGCACGGCUUCGAGGUGGUGGGCACGUACACCUGGCCCAGCGGCAAUACCUACCACGGCUAUUGGGCGCAGGGCAAACGCCACGGGCUGGGCGUGGAGACGAAGGGCAAGUGGAUGUACCGCGGCGAGUGGUCGCACGGCUUCAAGGGCCGCUACGGCGUGCGCCAGAGCCUCACCACCCCGGCCCGCUACGAGGGCACCUGGAGCAACGGGCUGCAGGACGGCUACGGCGUCGAGACCUACGGGGACGGAGGUACGUACCAGGGACAAUGGACAGGAGGGAUGAGACAUGGCUAUGGUAUGCGGCAAAGUGUUCCUUACGGCAUGGCGACGGUGAUCCGUUCACCCCUCCGGACAUCUCUAUCUUCACUCCGUAGCGAGCAGAGCAAUGGCACUGUUCUACAUGACAUUACUUCGGACAGUCCAGCUGGAACAAGAGGAGGGUUUGUGCUAAAUUUUCACAGUGAUCUUGAAGGUAUUGGUAGUAAGAAAAAAGGAGGCUUGUUCAGAAGAGGAUCCCUUCUUGGUAGUAUAAAACUUAGAAAAUCUGAAUCAAAAUCAUCAAUUUCUAGCAAACGUAGCUCUGUCAGGAGUGAUGCUGCUAUGAGCAGGAUUAGUUCUAGUGAUGCCAAUUCUACUAUUAGUUUCGGAGAUGGCGAUUGCGAUUAUUGCCCAGUAGAAGACCACGUAGAUGCCACCACAACAGAAACGUACAUGGGAGAAUGGAAGAAUGACAAGCGUAGUGGUUUUGGUAUUAGCGAGCGCUCAAAUGGUAUGAAAUACGAAGGGGAGUGGCUAAACAAUAAGAGACAUGGAUAUGGAUGUACCAUGUUUCCAGAUGGCACCAAGGAAGAGGGAAAGUACAAAAACAAUGUUUUGGUCCGUGGAAUAAGGAAGCAGCUUAUACCAAUAAGGAACACAAAAACUAAAGAAAAAGUGGAACGAGCACUCGAGGGCGCCCAGCGUGCAGCUGCCAUGUCAAGAACUAAAGUGGAAAUUGCAAGUUCAAGGACUGCACAUGCAAGAGCAAAAGCCGAUGCUUCUGAUCAAGCUGCCCAGUCUGCUCGUCAGGAGUGCGAUAUUGCCAGAGCCGUCGCCAGAGACCUUUCCCCAGGUUUCUACCAACCAGGUCCUGAUUAUAUCAAACAACGAUUUCAAGAAGGCGCAGAUGUUAAGGAAAACCCUGAAGAAAAGGCUAAGGAAAAGCCACCUACACCAAAAGAAUCUCCUCACUUUUAUCGAAAAGGCACUACACCUCCUGGGACUCCAGAACGGAGCCCUAGGGAAAGUCCACUCCUCUCUAGUGAGCCUUCCCCUGUAAAACAAGGCAAAAAGCAAAACUCCACCUCAGAAGUCAGACUUAUUCAAGAAAAAAAGAAUUUAGCCAGUGAAACUAUAACACCGGUAGUCAACAAACCUCUUUAUUCAAAAGUACCUGUGAAGGAGGAAGUGAUGGUAAAGCACCAGCCAAAGUUAUCACCCCGCCACAAUCCUAGCAGCACAGAGAAUGGAGAGUUGCAUGAUCAUUACCAUGGCUAUUAUGUGAAAGCAAAUCCAACCAUGUAUCCAUUUGAGCUCGGGGAAGACGAGGACCAUACCAACCCAUCUUCAGCACUUGCAUUAGUAAAAGCUCAGAAGCCAAGCCCCGACAGAUCUGGGAUUCAGUUAGAUGCCAAAGAAUCAUUAAAGAAGCCUGAAUCUGCUUCACCAAAGAAUCCUGCUAAUAACGACUUCUAUUCUUCAGUGGAAAGAGAGGUCAAUUUGGGUCCUAAUUCAAUCAUGAUUGCCCUGGUAAUGCUGUUGAAUAUUGGUUUAGCCAUACUUUUUGUCCAUUUUCUAACUUGAUUGGAAUUAGGAAAGUGAAGUCAUGACAACUAGUGGCGUAAGCCCACAAUUCUCGGCAGUUGUGUCAUCAGCCUUUUAAAUGGCACGAGUCAUGUUCAGACACAGGGAAGGAGGCAUGGAAUUAGGAUGGGACACAAGAGAGAUGAAACUUGGAAAACUCAGCCAAGGGGCUUUGAGGUCCCCUUUGAGGAAGCAAGCAGCCAUGUUGGGGGAAAAACCACGCCCGUACAUACAUAAGCUUGCUGAAGCAACCCAACAAGUAAAGUGUGUUGGUUACUCCAUCUGUUCCAGAAGAGAGUGUGACUAAACUGGAAAUGUACGGAGCUGCACUUUUGUUGAUGGAAGCUAACAGCUGCCUUACUAUUUUGCCGUCUGAUGUUUUUGGUGGGGGAGAUGGGAAAGCGACUGCCAGAGGAAUGUGGUCAGAGGAUUCUGUUGCUGUGGAAGCGAUUCCAGUAUUCACUCCUAUCUCAUUAGAAGAAAUAGUUAGCAGCAUCACUCACCAGUCUUAUUCCAUUACCUGCUGCUUUUAAAAUCUCUUUGCCGUUUUCUGGGAGAUUGUGUUUCAUUUGCUUAUGCAUGAUUCUGUUCAUUUACUAUUUAUUUUAAACCUAUGUACAGCCAUAAUAUAAUAAUGUAAUCCAACCUGGAAAACGUCACUAGUUUUUAACCCUGCAUCAGAAAAAUGAAAUUAAAGCCUAUAGUAUAUGUGCAGUAUAGACCUUUUCUUGGAAGGAUUAAUUUCUUCAUAGCACUUUUUUUUAACUUAAGCCGGUAAAGUCAUCUUCCGCUUAAGGGUUUGCAGGCAAUAUGCAACAAUGUUUUAAGCCAUCGUUUGUAUCUUCUUUGUGGAAGUGGCAAGCAAAAUUAUUUUAAAUGCUGCAAGAUUCAUCGGGCUGUAUCAGCAAAUUGGAUGAGAAAGGUAGAAUAUUUGAGAAGGGUUGUGCCACUCAGUGAUUUGGAUCUUAUUUCAAUAUUGAAAGAAAUUACUGAUAUUUAAAGUCUUGCCUGCUUGCACAAUGGAAGCUGUUGAUUAAACUUAUAAAUGAUGUUUUUUAAAGAUCAAGCUUCAUGUUGAAUACAUUCAGGUAGAGCAUUUAAGUCUGUUAAAAAUGACUGAUUAUCAGUUUGAUGCCUUUAAUGUUGUUAAAAUGAGUCUGUAAUCUUACCUCAGCCAGUUAAAACUUAAGCCUCAAACUUUCAUUUGGACUCUUUGUCUUAACUAGAUUUACAGUCUUGUGUUUUGAUGAUGUGAUUCAUGUUUUUUUUCUCCACCCCACUAUAAUUACUGUAUUCCAUAAUACUCAAAAGCAUGUUUGUUUACUCAGAGCAAGAUUGUACAUGGUGUGGUCAGUUUGAAAGUCAGCAUUUUAAUUAGAAAUAGAAAGUCAAGGGCUUGGGUUUUGUUUUUAACUCUUAGAAAAGAAUAUUUUUCCAGCUUUUAAUCCUGUUUGUAAAUUAUUAUUAUUAUUAUUAUUAUUAUUAUUAUCAUCAUCAUCAUUAUUAGCAUGGUUUAAUGGAGAGCUUUCCUGAUAACUACAUUAGCUACUGUAAGAAGCAGCCCACCAAGUGGAAAUGAGUAAGGAGUUAAUCUUGUAGCCUGGAGAUGCUCAGUGCAGGACAGUAACACAAAUGGCAUUUUUUGCAGAAGUGGGUUGAGAAUCCUAUGUUUUGACCAGUGUGGAAUCAAGAAGAAAACAGAAAGGCAGAAAAUGAAAAUGUAACAGCGUUUGUUUGUGAAGGAAGUAAGGAAAAACAAGUUUACUUCUAAAUUUAGAAAAGUAAUUAAUUGAGAAUCAGGUUUUUAAAUUGUCCUAUAUAAACUUUCUUAUCUACCAUUUAGCCCAGUUAAGUUAUUGAUUAAACUAAUUUUGUAACUGAUAUUCAAAUAUUAUUACACGUGUAUUUAAAAAUCUUUUAAAAAUGGCUUUUGAAAAUGUUUAUAAAUUUAAGCAUGUUAGCUCCAUUUAUAAAUAUGUAUGAUUUAUAAGCUUUUUUAAAAACAAAGCUUCAAUCAAAAAAUGUUGGUAUUUUUCUAAAAUGUGCACAACUGUAUUUUACAUAAAAGACUAUUUAUAGUUGGUUGUAUAGUGUACACUACAUUUUGGACAGCUCUUAAGUCUGCCAAUGUACUUAAUGAUAUGUCACUUUGUCUAUUUAAAAUUUCUUGCUGUGAAUGAACUCUUUAUCUAAUGAGCUUCUUUAUUUAUAAUUCUGGAAUCCAAAACAGAUAAUGUACAGUUUUCAUAACUGUAUUUACUCUAAUAAAAAGGAAUUCAUUA